AUGUCUGCAGUCUACGCACCUAAUCCGCCGGCACGACCUGCUCGUCGGUCGACGGCACCGACAGCCCCCAAACUUCGGGAUACUUGCGAUGCCUGCGCUGCGUCCAAGGUCAAGUGCAACAAAGAGAAACCAACCUGCGCUCGAUGUGCAAAACGGGGUGUUGUAUGUGAAUACGUUGUUACUAAACGAUCCGGGCGCAAACAUGAGCGUCGACAAAGUGAUGCUAGAACGACCCCCCAGGCUAGCUCGUCCUCUACCACAAACACCUUGAGUCAGCUCGCGGACUUUCAGCCACCCCCAAGGCUAAGGGUUAUUGGUGAUGAUUUAGACAAUUCGCCCAAUAUGCUCUCGUCCGGAGACCAAACCUUACUGUGGAUUCCCAACGAUCUGAGCCCGGAAUUCAAUGAAUUAUUCAAUUUCCCAAUAACUUCCCAAACUACAGAAGGCCCCAAAUCAAGCCAAGCUCUCCAUUACUCGCAGAUUGGCACCGAGGGAAUUAAUAUUCCGCCGAAUUCGGAUGGCACAGCGACAAUUAAUCCCAACCACGUGCCCGUGACCAUGGACGACGUUUCAGAGUCCCCAGCCCUCUCUAUUCCUCGAUCAUUAUCCGAAAGUCGGUCUACAGGCCUAAAUGAUGCUCUCACUUUCGAAGACCCCCGCUCAGAUGCAUCGUGCUGUUGUCUGCUUCAGGCUCUCGACCUCCUGAAACGGUCUUUACGGAUCUCGCCAACGCUCUGCAUGUGUUCGAGGGGGCAGGAAUCUAGUCCUUCGAAUCACCAGCUUCGAACGGUUCAAUCAGUAUUUGAGGAGAAUGAGGAAGCCAUUUCAACGAUCACCAAUAUGCUCCAGUGUCCAUGCUCGCGCGAUGGCUAUCUAUUAGCAAUUGUGGAGCUUACCGUGUUUAAAAUAUUGGGCUUGUAUGCCGCAGCUGCCAAACCAACAUCAGAGGAGGAGUUGACGGAUGAGAUCCAGAAACGUUGUUCGCCAUCGUGUCACUUUGAGCGGGUGGUUCAACGUCCAGAUAUUGGCAACAGCUAUUACCUUGGUGAUGGGGAUCAUGGCCGCAUAAUUGCCCAGCAGGUGCUCAGCAAAUUAUACCACGUGCAGACGUUAGUGUCCGAGCUGUCAAGUCGACUCAAAGCCGUCAAUAGCCAUGACGAAAUACACGCAGUGGAGUUUUUUUCACCCUUCUCACCUGCAAUGUUAAACCAAUUAGACAUAAAUUUACGCACACGCCUUCGCGCUUUGUAUUUAGAGAUAGUGGAUCUUGCGACGAGGAUAGUAUCUUAG
Messenger RNA from Talaromyces rugulosus, 1290 nucleotides. RefSeq lists its product as uncharacterized. Gene Ontology annotation, cellular component: nucleus. Bases 1 to 1290 code for a protein of 429 amino acids. The record is from RefSeq and is a predicted model, not a curated record. The transcript has a single exon. NCBI's taxonomy places the organism in Eukaryota, Fungi, Ascomycota, Eurotiomycetes, Eurotiales, Trichocomaceae. Gene Ontology annotation, molecular function: zinc ion binding; DNA binding; DNA-binding transcription factor activity, RNA polymerase II-specific. Gene Ontology annotation, biological process: aflatoxin biosynthetic process; regulation of DNA-templated transcription.